Messenger RNA from Solenopsis invicta (red fire ant), 1512 nucleotides. RefSeq lists its product as uncharacterized. The record is from RefSeq and is a predicted model, not a curated record. Lineage: Eukaryota; Metazoa; Arthropoda; Insecta; Hymenoptera; Formicidae. The coding region runs from base 68 to 1369 and encodes 433 amino acids. The transcript is spliced from 2 exons.
UUUGAUAUUACCAGUAUAUAAAUAUACGAUACUUAAUAACGGCUACUAGUACGUAUCUAUAGCUGCCAUGAUGAAAUUCACACUAGGACUAUUUGCCAUUUUGGCCGUUAUCGGUCUGGGACAAGCUCACCAGUUCCCGGACUUUGGCAAAGGUCCUCUUCAUGAAGAUCUUCAAGAUAUUCUAGAUUUAGUCCCUAUGGAAGAUAUUAUCGAUAUCGUUGUGGAUUAUAUCUUAUAUGAUCAGGAAGUACAAGAUUUCAUAGAAGAACUUACAAAUCCAAAAAGUACUCUAAUCAAAGACGUGAUAGAAGGUUGUCAAGCCAUUCCCGAAGUGAGCCAGUUUCUUAAUUACCUGCAGAAGGAAGGCAUCAAUGUCAAUCAUAUUGUCAAUAUGAUUAAUAAAUCACUUAAUAUCAAGAAACUUGUACCGUCUGGUUUUCAAGUAUAUUCUGUAAAGGAGAGAACCGGUGGACUCCGCGGAUUGUUCAAAGACAUCAAGAAACACAUCGAUUAUGAUGUCUUCAUGAGCAUAUACGUAGAUAAACUAAAAACUUCUGAAGCCUUUGGCAACUUCAUUAAUCAACUUAAAUCUGACAAUUUUCAACAAAUCGUUAAUAAGGUUUGCGAAAUUAAGGCCGUCCAGUACAUCGUAAGUCGUCUUGAGGCCAGUUCAGUGAAUGUAAAAAUUGUGGGAGAUAUCUUGUACAUUGCUUUCGGCAUCAAUGUACCAAAAUCUCCUUCUAAAACAGUAGUGCAAGAACUAGCGGAUUUCGUCAAACUUAUUCCGAUGGAAAAGUAUCUUAUGACCAUAAUUCAGUAUAUAAAUGAAGACGAAAAAGUACAAAACGCUGUCCGAUUUAUGUUCACAACUGAAUUCCACAACCUGCUGCGUACUCUCGAAGCUCUUAAGGAACAUCAAACACUUGUGUUGUAUUUAGAAAAGGCUGGACUCCCUGUUAUUCAAUCUAUCCAGGAACUGCAUCAUGUCAUCGGUAUGGGAGAAUAUGUACCACCCAAGGUAGAGAGCUUUUUAAAGUCUUUAAUUACGCCGCAAAAAAUCGGUGAUGGAAUGCAAGGAAUGCUCAAGGAUCUUUAUGAUUUAUUACCUUUGAACGAAAUUGACGCUCUUUAUAAAGAGAAGAUGCGGACUUCUAAAACCUUUGUUGAAUUCAUCGCAAUGAUUACAUCCGAGGAAAUAAAGGAGAUUAUCAAUGAUCUAAUUUCUCAUAAGACGUAUAAGGAGUUUAUCACGAAGACCAAAGAAAAGGGAUGGGAUAUGGAAGGAUUAUCAAAUCUUAAUGUUAGAAUAAUUGGUCUUAAAAUCAAAUAUUUUGAGGCUAAUAUAGAACCCAAAUAUAAUCAAUAUUGAUCAUAUUCUGAAUAAUGGCAACUUGCAAGUUAUCUAAAUAAGUUACAUGCUAAUGUAAUAACGGAACAUAAAAGUUACUAAUUUAUUAAUUAUUUCUUCGUAUUAUAAUUAAUAAUAAAUUCAAAUAUUAUAAUAAUAAACAA